GUCGGCGGUCUUGGGGUUGGGGAUUCUUAACCUCCCUUCCUCGACUUCAAUUCUUCUCUGCUUUCUACGGUAUUCUUGCUGACCUUGGACCCUCGCUUUACCUCUGUACUGAUAUGAUUUUUUAAUAUCGACGCUCGUUGUUGAGAACAUCGCUCGCUCGUUCCCGGCCACAUCGUAUUCGCUGCAGAUAUUCUUCGAAAUCCCUCGCAAUUGACCUCGCUAAUCAAUUUCUAAACCGAUCACAAAAUGCCUUCCCUCAAACUAUCGGCAGCCGUGUUGGCCACAGCACUCUUCUCCAUGAGCGUUUCACAAGUCACAUACUGGAUCGACCCAACUAGCGUGCCAUUAUCUACAAGACAACAAUGGUGUACAUCUCAGCAGACAUCUUGCCCUUUGCUCUGCUUGCAACUCCCGGGCUCCUCUUCUACAACAGCUACUAAUGACUGCAAUCCUAAUGACCUUACAUAUGACUGCAUUUGUGGGAAUGGCCAAAGUCCGAAUGCUUCAGAAUACUCGCAAACUCUUCCGUACUUCAUAUGUCAGACCUAUGGGGACCAAUGCGUGGCAGCAUGCAAUGGGGUCACAACAUGCCAGAGUGCUUGCAGAGACCAGCACCCCUGCGGUGCCCAGAACCCGACCAGGGUCAAUUCCACGUCGUCUUCCACCAUGGCAUCAACAACACUUCCUGCUGGUGCUACAACCGGAGCGGGUGGCGUUGUCUACACUGGGCUCGGUGGGGGCGCUGCAGCCACGGCAACCACAGGUGCGAGCUCCAACAAGAAGAGCGGCGCCCAAGCUGCCCUGGAUCUUGGACGCAACUAUGGUCUUGCUGUCAUAUUCGGCGGUAUCUUCGCUGGAUUUGCCCUGGUCAUGUAAGACGAAAUCUUGAUCGUCUUAUUGGGGUAUUUGGACGCAUGGGUUACACGCCUCCCCCAUGAUGUUUGGCGUAGCGAUCGGUUUGAAAACGUCCUGUCCCUUAGCAUUUGAGCGGUUCUUGCACAUAGCGAUUGGAGAUGAGAGGAUUGGUCCUCUUUCUACUUAAUGCAAUACUCUAAUGAGUGAAGAAAAGGUUGUCCCCGCCGGUGGCACAAAUACCA
Molecule: messenger RNA, 1097 nt
Organism: Hyaloscypha bicolor E
Lineage: Eukaryota; Fungi; Ascomycota; Leotiomycetes; Helotiales; Hyaloscyphaceae
Exons: 4
Coding region: 247-876 (209 amino acids)
Source: RefSeq, a predicted model, not a curated record